GUGAUGGAGAUAAAAUAAAGUGUGCCCGUGCGGCAGGUGGUGUUGCGGCCCGGGUGAUGCGGUGUAGCACCGCCCCUCCUCCUCCUGCCUGGCACCGUAAAUGUUAUUUAUGAAUGCCUGCCGCUCACGGGCGUGUGCGCGCAGAUUAUUAUGUUUUAAUAAUCACAAGACGCUGGACAUUGAUUACAGCCGAUGUUUAGGAUCGUGCGGGAGAGUGCGGUGUCCGCUGUGUGCGGUUAAAUCCAGACUUUAAUUCAUUGUGGUGGUGCUGACAGCGGCAGCGGCGGCGGCGGCGGCAGGCGGAGGAGCGGUGCUCUUUAAUAAUACUGGGUCAAUACACCGCCGCUGUCUGCCAGCCCGCUGCAUCCACCGGAGCCGCCGCUUCACCCCGACGUCCUGCCCGAUAAGGUGCGUUGCCGGGGGCAACAGCUGACUGACCAUGUCCUUGUGAGAGUGGGCGGGGCUAGCUGGCCCAUAGGUGGUAAGGAGGAGGAGGAGUCUCAGCCCUUAGCCCCUCCCCUUCUCCUCCCGCGACAGACCGAACGGACAGACACACAAACAGGCGUGGCUCUCCCCUCCCUCCUCCUCUUCCUCCUCCCCUCUCCUUCCCGCUCUCUUCCCCUCUUCUCCCACUCACCUCCCCUGUCUAUCCCCUCGGGCCCGCCCCCUGCCACAAUGCUGUGGUCACGCUGCUGGUGGAGAGCCUGAGGAAGCAGAUUCUGGAAGGUGACCCUGCUGAGCCAGGGGACUUCUACCUGUCCCUGCUGGACCCGAAAACCCUCGCAGAGUGCUGGCCCCCAGAUGGCUUGAUGCCUGAGAGCAGCUACUGGCAGCUCUGCCCUCCCUCCAAGUCCGGCCUGCAGGGGGGGUUACUGAGCUCUAGUUUCCCCCCUGGCCCCGUGCCCCUGGUGCCCCCAGAUGCUCAUCUGCAGGAGGGGGGCGACCCCCUGGACGGCACCCCCUCUCAGCCGCAGCAGCACCGGCCCCUGGCGCCCAGCACCUCAGCGUCCGAGCUUUCCCUCCCCGGAGCGCCGGUGGCGCCUCCCGGCCCCGGGCCUCCUCCACCUCCUCCUCCGCCACCUAAACGGCACUGCCGUUCACUGUCGGUGCCCGAGGACCUGUCGCGCUGCCGCUAUACCUGGCGGCCCAGCGCCUCGCGGGUGUGGACUCCUGUCAGUCGCCAGCAGUGCCAUGGGGGAGCAGGGGGAGGAGUCACAGGUGGGGGCGCGGGGGCGGCAGGAGGGGGUAUAGGGGUAGGUGCAGCGGGGGGAGGAGCUUGUCCUCUCCGCGCUCCCAGCUCCUCUCUGAACUCGUCGCUGCACUCCUCAUCCAGCCCCACCUUCUUCAGCCUGGCGCUGUCUCCGGACUCCCCGCUGCCUUGGAGCUUCCCCUGGGACCCCAGCGAGGCGGCGGCGGGGGGAGGAGCCUGCUGCUGCUUCUUCCCUUCCCCCUCCUCCUGCUCCUCCUCGCCCUCUCCUCUCCACCCUCCUCCCCCUCCUCAGAGGCGUUUCUCCCUCUCCCCCGUGCUCAUCAGAGACUCGGCGGCCUCCACGUUCCUGCCUCCACCUCCCGUGCCGAGCCAAGCGGCGGCGCGUCCACCGAGCUGCUCGGCCGUGGCCGGAGCGUCCGUGGGGGGUCCGGUACCCGCCUCGCCCUCCUCGGCCUGCAGCACACCGUCAUCUCUGCGACGCAGUCUGCCGCCGCAGCUGCCUCGUUGCCACUCGCAGCCCUGCGACCUGCUGCUCCUCAAACCAGGUCUGAAGAGACGCCGCGAUCCCGACAGACCCUGUGCCCGACCCGUCCUCGACUUCACCAAGAUGACUCAGACCCGCAGCAUCGACCCGCAGUGUCUGGAGCGCGGCGGCAGCAGGCUGGCCUGCGGCGGUGACAUCAGCAUGGGCAUGGAGGCCUUCAUGGGUGACUUCCGGGGCUCCUGCUCGCCGGCCGAGUGCCUGGGCAGGACCAGCAUCGGGCCGCUGAGCGAGAGUGACGAGGAGUGCCGCGAGGACGACGACGAGGACGACGGUGAGGAGGAAGCCGAGGAGCGCGAGGCAGCGCAGCAGGCGGUGUUUGAGAGGGAUUGUACAGAACUCGACUUGAACUUAAUAGAAGAAAACUGACGCGUUUGUAAAUGGAAGGCUGUUUCAGUUUUUUAGUUUUAUUUUCAAUUGAUCUGAAGCCCCGCCCCCCUCUUCCUGGACCACCAUCGUCUCAACACUCCGCGCCUCCUUGCCACCAAUCAGCAAGGCUCUCAGGAACAACACCUUCUCUCAUUGGAUGAGCUGGGGUAAACAAAGCUGAUUGAGGACGACAGUGAUGAUGUGACUGCCACGGUAAAGACUCAGCGCUGUGGAAUCCUCCUGGCUGCUUUUUAACGUGUUGGAAAGUUAAAGUGGGCGUUAACUCUGCUCGCCAACCUGCAUCUGACCUUCAGUUACCCUCAUGACCUCUGCGUCCAUCAUGCUUACACUCCAACAAGCCAUUGUUGAGGUACCUGAAGCCCAGAUGCAGCUUUGUCCCACUCAGACAGUCCAGGCGCGUCUCAGCAUCCAGGUGUCUUCCAACACACAGCUGCUGAGUCUCUGCAACACACUACAGUCUGACGAGGCCGUCACCGCACUGCAGCGCCAACCUGACAUGUCAUCACCGUGUCCGUCACAUGGUCCUGCACCGCAUCACAAACACUAGACACUCUUAUCUCAAAGAGCAGAUUUAAAGGGCCAGUUCACCCAAAUCACAAAAACACAUUUCCUCUGUUUCACUAAAUAAAUUCAACUCAUGACGUCAACAAAACAAAUACUCAUUUUUACCUUCAGUCCACAGUUGGAAACAUUCAAACAAACACUGAAUGGUCUUUGAUCAUUUUCAGAAUUCAAAAGUAAAGGUUUAAGUUUUUUACUCUUAAACGUGGACUCUGUUUCUAUGUGACUCGUGGAGAAAACAAUAUGUGAAAUAGUUCCAGUAUUGAGUGAGAGCAGUGGCAAAAAAAGCUGCAACAGUGGAAAUGUUCACACUGUCUGUAAAUGUCCACUAGAAGUGUUUUUGUCACUGACAGGCUCAGAUUGUUAUUCUAAGUGUCUGACAACAUUAUGGAAAGGAUCCCUACAGAGAUAGACCUUUUUUGUUAAGGAGCAUGUGAUGGCGAUUUUAGGGCUCUCUGUGCUGAUUGAAAAGGAUCUUACUCUUGAACACAAAGCUCUGUCUCUGUAAGGAUCCUUUCCAUAAUGUUGUCAGACACUUAGAACAACAAUCUGAGCCUGUCAGUGACAAAAACAAACACUUUUAGUGGACGGACACUGAGGUGUGAACAGAGUGGAACAGCCUGUUUCACUGCUCUUGCUCAGUACUGGACCAGUUUUAAAAAACUGUUGUUCCCAUUAGUCACAAAAAACACAGGAAGACGGGGUCCCGUUUGAAAAGUACCAAAUGUACCAAAGGCGACGUUCCAAUGAAUCAGUGGAUUCUUUCAUCCAAUUAAUAAUGAGCUCUUCAGAGAUACUUGCUGUGUUCAGCCUGACAAAACCAGGCUGAGAGUUCUGUCUUUAAAUUCACUUAUCAUAGUCUCCAUGAUAAAAUCUUCAUUACCCAACAGAUCAUUUUUUACAUACAGGAACAUGGUUUUGCAUUUAAACUUUUUAGUACCCGUGUAAAGCAGGAGACCAAAGUAACAUCUUCUUUUUACACUUCCUCAGUCCCUCCUGGAUGUCACGGUCCCCAAGAAUUAACACAAAUUCAGCCAAUCCUUGUGAUUUCUGCGCAGCCGUACAGUCUUGUCCAAUCACUGCACCUUGAGUCACACACAAAGUGACAGAGCUAAUGGUUAGCAUCACAUUGCUAACGUGAAAUCAUGGUUAUUAACAGGUUUAACAACAAAGUCAAGCGGUUUCAGUGUCAGUGUGAGCUUAACAGUUCAGCUUCGGAUGUUAACCUCUACACAAAAUAUUAUGAGCAGUGAUGACAUCACGUUGUGCAGUGUUAGCUCAUGCUAACUGGGCAGAGAGUGCAGGAGAGCAGCUGUCCUUGGAGACGGUCCUUCAGCGCCACGUGAAAUGUCAGCAACCUUCACAGAUAGAUUCUCAUUCCAUGGGAACACUGAAUGCUCAUAAUAAUAAGCUCCGAAUCAGAAACAAACUUUCUGGAAAAGCUGCUUUGAAAUCCGGCGUUUCACAACAAUCCCAUAAACACCCCAUGAAGUCCAGGAGGGACAGAUGUCUUUAUUUAUCAGAGGGGACAAACGUCUUCAGCAAAUAGCAUUUUUAGUCAUUUAAGUUUUGCAGCAAAAACAUUUUAGUCACAUUUUGUUGAGCAUUUUUAAUUUUUAUGUCUUGUGGGCACACUGAAGCUGCAGAUGUCUCCAAACUUAAAAAACCCAACAGCAUGAAGAAAAAGAAUCAGACUACUAUAAUGCAGACGGGUCAGGUUUGAGGCUGUUUGGUUUCAGUCAGCUCAGAUAGAUUUAGUUUUACGUUGAAUAUUCAGCAGAAAUAUCUCUCCUAGACACAAGUUUACCAAACGAAAAAUGUUUUUGAAAUUCAGGUGAAGUGACUCAUUAGUGAAUAUGAGGAUAUGUGAUCAGAUAUCAUUAAGGAUUUUAGGUAUUAAAUAGCCGACUUAUUGUUUAUUUAUUUAUUUUUUUAAUGGGAUUUGUUGCCAAGAAGAAACAUGUAGAAUAUCACCAGACUUUAACGACACGUCACACAAGCUGCUUGUGUUGAAAAUUAAUCAAUAAUUUAGCGUCCUGAUUUUGUGGCCAGCCAACACUUAAAAUUUGUUGCAGCCCAAUGUCUCAAAUACCGAUUCAUAUUAUUUUAUCUGAGUAAAACAUUUUAAUUUGUCACCAUGUGAUUAAGUUAACGUUGAUAUCAAAGAAUUGUAAAAUGAAUCAUGAUAUCAGGAGAUCAGAAUCAGUGUUAUUGACAGAACAGUUCAGAGUCUGGUGCAGAGUAAACACACACACACACGCUACAUGUUGAAGUCAUGUGACCUCAGCGUGGUGAUGCGUUCAGGUUCGCUGCAGUUUUGUGGCGUUUUCGUCUCGUCAGACUUCACUGAGGGCAGGUAGCCACUGAUGCUGUUGUUCACCUGAGUGUUCACACAUUCCUGUCACAACACACACUCCUGCUUAUUCACUCUCCUGUGUGUGUGUGUGUGUGUGUGUGUGUGUGUGUGUGCGUGUGCGUGUGCGUGUGUGUGUGUGUGUGUGUGUCUGACAUCUUGAUAACUCCUGGUGGUCAUGUGACUUGAUUCCAGAUUGAAUCCAGAUUGUGUCCUGAUGUAUUUUAUCCACAUUAACACCAGACUGUUUGAAGCUGCCAACGUGUACGAGUGCUCACACUGCUCACAGGUCCAAAUUAUAAACAAAUUCUUUUCAUAAAGUAGUCAAAAGAAAAUUAAAUUAACAUAAAUUUUGAUAAGGGUCAUGUCAGAAGCAUGUUCCAUUUAGAUAUUCCAAAUUAGGCCUUAUUCAGAGCAGCUUCCCUUUAAGACACUUGGGAUAGACCGAUAUUAUUCGGCUUUUAGGAGCGUCUCUUGGACAUGUAUACACUGUAUUCGGAAUACGCGUGAACUGAGGUUUUUAACAGCAGUUUUUGUCAUGUAAAAUCUCGUCCAGUAAGUUUAGUACAGUUAUUAGUGGAUGUUUUGACAGCAGCCAUGUUGGAAAUCAGAUCAAUAAUCAGCUCAAACUGCAGAAACACAACACAACACAACUUUUUGACCUGCCAGAAAUCCAUCUAAUCUGACAGUGACUACAUUUACACACACACACACACACACACUGAUAUUCCAGUAUUAUCCGGAAUAUUACAUAUUCCAAAUCUUAUAGGGAUCACGUAAAUGGCAUAUUCCAUUUGGAUAUUCUGAAUUAGGUCUUAUUCCAAAUGAACCUGACUGAUGAUGUGUGAAAACAAUUAUCCCCAUGGGGGCAUUAAAGAACCUAACCUAACCUAACCUAACCUAACCUAACCUAACCUAAGCAUUUUCUGCUAAGACAUGUGGGAUAUGUCGACAUUAUUCUGGUUUUUGGAGCGUUAUUUGGAUGUGCACAUUGUGAAAUUUAAAUCCUAAAAUCAUUCAACCAUUUCAGGGUGAAAAUUUUGGCUGCGUCUGUUGAUCGUCUGCAUGGAAGUUGUUUGAAAAGGUUCGAUACUAGUCAUGAUACAGUAUUUCAGUUUUGCAUCAGCGUGCGAAUACCAAAAUUAAUUAUUAAUAUAAAUAUAAACACGUUUCUAAAAAAUAUACAGAUAUGUGUGUGUGUGUGUGUGUGUGUGUGUGUGUGUGUGUAUAUACACACAUACAUACAUACAUACAUACAUACAUACAUAUAUAUAUGUGUGUGUACAUUUUACAGAACAGAAGAAGUGAACAUUGUCAGAUAUUAAAUGUGGUAACAGAAGCAUAAGACGCACUCAGUACUGGACAGUUUUCAGUACUUUAUUAUAAACAGUCGUUGACAGGAGACAUUCAACCAAAUUUUUGGGUGCUUUUAUUCUCAGUCUGGAUUUAACCUCGAUGCUGAAGAUGCACAGAACCACCAGGUGUGAAUGUGAUGUCAGGAAAUGUCUGAAAAAGUUCACAGGUUAUGAUGGCAUUUUUUUAUUUCCUCCAAAUUCCACUUGAAACCCAUAAAAAAAAAAGAGAAACUGCACAUUGAAGGUCUCCGGACCUUUCACAGCAUUUGACCGAGCAUCCAGCGGCGCUGCUGCGUGACGGACCACACAGCAUGUUUUCCAUCCUUCAGCUUUUCUACUGAGAAUCAUCACAUUCCUUCCUGCUUAUCAUCACAAAUCAACCUGCAGAGAGAUAACCCGUCACAGUCAGAGGUUUAGUUUACUUUUAAUGGUUAAUUUUCACGUUGUGAUACAGUUGAAAACAAAGGCCUCUUUCAGGGAUGCAUUCAAGGACACGAUAACAUCCGACAUUUGAUAGUCACCUGCCGAAAACAAAAAGCUUCCAACAGUGAGACUCAAACCCAGAAGACAAUCAACAAGUCAACAGGAAAGUUAACGUAAAAAAUGUUUGAAAAAGAAAACGUGCGUUUGGUCGUUUUAUUCCAGCAGAUGAGUCUCAGAUGCCGAGCUGUCCCUGAAUACACCAAAAAGGAAAAGAUUUGGUGAAGUUUGACUAAAGAGUAAAGACGUCUAAACGCUGACUGUGAUGGAUUGUCGUGGUUUAUAAUCGUGGCAACUUUACUGUUAAAUUUCGGACCUUUGUUUAAACCCAACAGCAGCGAAUUCACUUUGUAAAAGAUUGUUUUUGUGUUAGCGAGUUGUUUCAUUCAGAGGGUUUCAGUUUGUGUGACUGUUUCUUCUUCUCGGUCUGAUGUCGGAGUUUAUCCGUCACAUUGUUGGGGGAGGGGUGGGGGUCAAAAAAUGUAUUUUUGAACUGAAAAAUAUCCUCUUGCACUCUUAAAGGAACAGUUCAACAUUUUGACAAUUGGUUAUGUGUUAAGUACAUAAACUGGAGCUGGGAUGGGAUUAGCCUAGCUUAGUAUAAAGACUGACGAUGAUGGGUUUAAAAAAAAAAAACCUAAUUACAAUUGCUUUCACAUCGACUUAUAAUUCCAAGUUGCAGUUGUCAGGAAUCGAUAUCCCCAGUCGGGGAACAGAACUACAGACAUGUCAACAAACAGUUGGCAGUCACGUUAAAAUAAAAUGUGAUGUUAACACAAAUACAAUUUUGCAAAUUUUAUAGGAGCUUUGCAUUUUUUUGGUUUCACUUGGUCAUUAACUGCUUCAAAUAUUUAAUCUAAUUUCAUCUAAAUUUUUAUCUGUUGUGGCUACAAGGUUAGCAUUAGCGCUAACAACCUUGGAAAGAUUCCUAAAUUGGGAUAAGAUGUGUUUUACUUUAUCAACAAACAACAAAAAACUAUGUGGUCAAAUAUGAUAAAAUUAUUCACAGUGGAAUUACAGCUGCCUAUUCAGGUCAAGAAAAUCUGGUGUAACACCAACAGAGACACAGGCUAGCUGUUUUCCCCUACUUCCAUUUUUUUAUGCUAAGCAAGGCUAACCACAUCCUGACACCCAGACAUGAGACUGGUAAACAUCUAAACUUCUCACUCUCAAAGAGAAAGAUAAUAAGACUAUUUAACAACAUGUUGAACUGCUCCUUUAAAGUAAGGUUAAAGUUUGCUAUCAGCUAGCGUGUUAGCUUCGUGUGCUGUCCAUUAGAAAUUUUAACUUGGUUUUAAAAAAAAAAACUAAAAAAAAAAAACGUAAGGCUCAGUUCUCAGUUCACGCAAAUUUACAAAACAAUCAGGAACGAAACAUUACAUUUAAAAACACAGAAAUGGAUCCAAAAAUGUCCCUGUAACACAGAUGUACAAACACACAAUAUGUCCAUGUAAUUCACAUACACAUAAUAUGUCCCCAUAAAACACACUCUUGCACACAAUAUGUCCCCGUAACUUACACAUACACACAAUUUGUCCCUAUAAUGCAGGAUACACACUAUGUCCCUGUAAUACACAUAUACACACAAUAUGUCCCUGUAACUUAUACAUACACACAAUAUGUCCCUGUAACUUAUACAUACACACAAUAUGUCCCCGUAACUUCUACCUACACACAAUAUGUCCCUGUAACUUAUACAUACACAAUAUGUCCCCCUUACUCACAUAAACAUACAAUAUGUCCCCAUACUGCACAUAUACACACAAAAUAUAUACACAUAAUAUGUCCCUGUAUCUUGCAGAUACAGACAGUAUGUCCCUGUUACUCUCAUAUACAGACAAUAUGUCCCUGUAUCACACAUGCACACAAUAUGUCACCAUAACACACAUAUACACACAAUAUGUCCCCGUAAUACACACUUCUGCACAUAACAUCCCUGUAACACUCAUACGCACAGAAUGUCCCUGUACACCUGUACACAUGCAGUGUCCCCGUAUCACGCAUAAACAAACGGCCCUCUCCACACACCCUCCUGGUUUGUUGGUUUGUUUCUGUUGAUUGCUCCAUAACGCCCAACAUAAGCCUUAACUGAACAUAUUCUAUUAUUCUGUAAAUCAAACAGUUAAAAAGAAAAAAAAGGAAAAGACAAAACUAACGGAGAAGAAAAGGAAAUGUGUACUGUAGCUGUUAAAUUUUUAGUCCCUCUGUUCAUUAUUUUCUGCUGUUUUUUCUUAAUAUUUCUAAUCUGAUGUCUGAGCGUGAUGAGGUGUCGGCGAUGAACGCAUCGUGUUUGAAAAAAUAAAAGAAGCUUCAGGAUGGAGGAGGAGCUGUAAAAUGGAGGAGCAGUCGUGUACAAAGUUAGCAGAGAGACUCGGACAUCUCUUGUCUUUUAGAAAUGUUUUUUAUUGUAUGUGAUUAAAAAAAAAGAACAAUGACAACAUGGCAAUUUGAAAAGCAGUUUGUGAAUAAAUUAAGUUUAUUGAGAAUUAUUUUACAAAGAAAGGGGAAAA
Messenger RNA from Epinephelus moara (kelp grouper), 9400 nucleotides. It is a transcript of the gene fam53c, whose product is annotated as family with sequence similarity 53 member C. The record is from RefSeq and is a predicted model, not a curated record. Gene Ontology annotation, biological process: protein import into nucleus. Gene Ontology annotation, cellular component: nucleus. Lineage: Eukaryota; Metazoa; Chordata; Actinopteri; Perciformes; Serranidae. Bases 810 to 2120 code for a protein of 436 amino acids. The transcript has 5 exons.